AUGAACAGCGACAAAACUGCCAAUCUUCCGAUGCAUAGCACAGCAUCCAAGUCCAGCAAGUCAUCCCCACCCCUUAUCAUCUACGUGCUCGGCCCACCCUGCGCCGGCAGGUCGACGCUAUGCACCACUCUCGUCAAUAAAUUCAAUCUGGACCACUUUUCCAUCGGCGAUGAACUUCGUGAUCUGAUCUCCUCAGACACAACGGGCCAUGCCGCACGUAUCAAAAGCAAGCUGUCGGUUGCUGAGCUGUCGGACUUCGCCACGAACGUCAAAGCAGGAACAUUGGCACCGUCAAACGUGACACCCAAGUAUGUCAAGGAGCGUAUAUUUCCCGAUGGUGUGGUACGACUAAACCUACGAAUUCUAAUCGAUGGAUUUCCGAGGGGAGUAGAUCGCUGGGAGACGUUCAAGGACAGCGUGAAGGACAUAUGGCAGCCUGAUAGUAGUACCUGGACACUCUUGCUGUGCGUUGAUCGGGCAGUGGCUCGACAGCGGUUUUUGAGUCGUGGUAGGGCGGGGGAUGUCUUUGACAAGAGGUUUGAUGAUCACGAAAAUUCUAUUGACAAUAUCGUGGCUGCCAUGAAGCAGGAUGGGGUAAAUGUCGUCGAGAUUCACCCAGGGCCAGACCGCGACUGGGAGGAUGUGCUCAGCUUUCUCUAUUGUAUUCCUGGGUUGCAUGAGACCUGA
This is a messenger RNA of Alternaria arborescens, 687 nucleotides long. RefSeq lists its product as hypothetical. NCBI's taxonomy places the organism in Eukaryota, Fungi, Ascomycota, Dothideomycetes, Pleosporales, Pleosporaceae. The transcript has a single exon. Gene Ontology annotation, molecular function: ATP binding; AMP kinase activity. The record is from RefSeq and is a predicted model, not a curated record. Gene Ontology annotation, biological process: nucleobase-containing compound metabolic process. Gene Ontology annotation, cellular component: cytoplasm. The coding region runs from base 1 to 687 and encodes 228 amino acids.